GAAAAACCCAAACCAUAGGAAACCAAAGCUUAUCGUCUUCUCUCUCACUCUCACUAUUUUUUUUUUAAGAAAACAUGGGUUUCCCAGUAGCUUACUCUGAGCUUCUUCUUCCAAGAUUGCUUCUCCAUACACUUUCUCUUCUUUCUUACAUUCGCAAAUUCAUUUCCACUCUCUUCCUCUAUAUCGGCCUCCCCGAUUUCCUCGAACCCGACAUUCCCUGGCGUGAUUACGCCGCCGAAACCCACGACGGUUCCAACACCACAACCUCCUUUUCUUCUUAUUAUCCUCCACGAAUCCCCGUUUCGGCUCUUCUCAUCCGGGAACUCCUACCGGUUGUCAAGUUCUCCGACCUGGUGGACCCGCCGGAAAGUUGCGCGGUUUGUUUGUACGACUUCGAAGGGGAGGAUGAGAUCAGGCGGCUGAAAAACUGUCGGCAUAUUUUUCAUCGGAGUUGUUUGGACCGUUGGAUGGGGUAUGAUCAGAAAACAUGUCCUCUUUGUAGAACAUGUUUUGUUCCAGAUGAUAUGCAAGAGACGUUUAAUGAGAGGCUUUGGGCUGCUUCUGGGAUCCCUGAAGCCCUUGGUGAUUAUUCUCAAAUUUCUGCUUUGUAGUUAUAGUUGCCACCUUUAAAAAUUCAAAAAAAAAAAAGGUGCUUUUUGUUUAUCAUCUUCUAAUGAGUUGGUUUGUGUAUAUAUACAUGAAAAUCCGGGAAAAUUUCCGCAAUGAAAAGAAAAUUUGACCAAUUAAA
Hibiscus syriacus is the source of this 748-nucleotide messenger RNA. RefSeq names its product E3 ubiquitin-protein ligase RHA1B-like. Lineage: Eukaryota; Viridiplantae; Streptophyta; Magnoliopsida; Malvales; Malvaceae. Gene Ontology annotation, biological process: protein ubiquitination. The record is from RefSeq and is a predicted model, not a curated record. The coding region runs from base 75 to 611 and encodes 178 amino acids. Gene Ontology annotation, molecular function: ubiquitin protein ligase activity. The transcript has a single exon.